GUCCCAUCCCAAUCUUCCCAUGUCCGGACCUGAGCCCUCCCGGCCAAGAACUCUAACAGUGUCACGACGCAGAAUCCCAAAGAUGAACAAGGAAACCACAGGGGUAUCUGAGAACAGCCACCACCUGAAGGUUUUCCUGCCCAAGAAGCUGGUGGAUUGUGUGCCCAAGUGCCCAGCUCUGCCCACGGAGCGGCUGCGAUGGAACACCAACGAGGAGAUCGCCUCCUACCUGAUCACCUUUGAGAAGCACGAAGAAUGGCUCUCCUGCUCCCCCAAGACCAGGCCUCAGAAUGGAUCCAUCAUCCUGUACAACCGCAAGAAGGUGAAAUAUCGCAAGGACGGCUAUUGCUGGAAGAAGCGCAAGGACGGGAAGACCACCCGCGAGGACCACAUGAAGCUGAAAGUGAAAGGGGUCGAGUGUCUCUACGGCUGCUACGUCCACUCGGCCAUCGUCCCGACAUUCCACCGGCGCUGCUACUGGCUGCUGCAGAACCCGGACAUUGUGCUGGUGCACUACCUGAACGUCCCGGCCAUCGAGGACUGCGGGAAGAUCUGCGGCCCUGUCCUCUGCUCCAUCAACAGCGACCGCAAGGAGUGGCUGAAGUGGUCGAAAGAAGAGCUGGUCGGGCAGCUGGGGCCCCCUUUCCACGGCAUCAAGUGGACCUGCAGCAACGGGAAUGGCACGGCGGAGUUCUCCAUUGAGCAGCUGGUCCAGCAGAUCCUGGAGAGCCACCAGGCCAAGCCCCCGCCCCGGACACACGCCUGCCUCUGCAGCAGCGGCCUUGGGAGUCCUGGCCACGUCCCGCACAAAUGCAGCAGCACCAAGCACCGCAUCAUCUCCCCGAAGGUGGAGGUCCGCCCUUCUCCCUACCCGGCCCUGACGGAGGUCCAGAACAUUUCGGGCGGCGCGGAGGCGAAAGCCGAGCCCGAACCGGCCAAGUCGUCCGGAUCGGACAAAGACUCGAAGCUGGCCAAGGCCCUUCCGCCCAGCCUGGCCGACGCCCGUCCCGACUCCUCCACGCAGCCCUCGCCCGGCCUGGCGCAACCCGAGGGCUGCCCCAAACAGGAGCCGCCGGCCGUCACGCUCUCCGUCAGCCUCCCGGGGAGCACCAUUUUGGUCAUGACUGGCCUGGGGGGCGCGGAAAAGCCUCUGGCGUUCACCCCUAGCCAGCGCCUGGUCCCUGGAGAUGGGGGCGGGACACCGGCCGCCCCUCUGGGCUUAGCCCUCCUGCCUGGACCGGGCCUGGUCCUCUCGCAGAACCUGGAGGCCACCAUGGAGACGAACGAAGAGGGCACCGAGACCUUUGACCCGGACUGCUUCCUGAACAGCCCCAAACAGGGGCAGACCUAUGGGGGCGGGGCGGGCCUCCAAGCCAAACCGGAGCCCCCGGAGGCUUCCGCCCCGCCCGUUUACUCUCUCUUUGUGUCCACGAACCGCUUCUUCAUCCAAGACGACGGAGCCGGACAAGUGCCAAUGCCGCCUUCGCCCCCCGCCGCCGAGGGGACGGAGGCGAAGAACCGUCCCGAGACCCCCAUGGAGACUGCGGGAGAAGGGGGCUCGCAGGCGGAGCAGGCGCUGGGCCAGAGCGGGGGCCCGGCUGAGGAGGCGGCGACGAUGGCCGCGUCAGAACUCCAAGAAGAGCUGUACUCCAUCAUCCAGACGGCGGCCGCUGCGGCGGCAGGCAGCUCCUUCGGCCUCUCCUUCGACAGCCACUUCCCAGACCUCAUGAGCGAGCUGAUGACCGACGAGCCGGGGCCUGGCAGCAUGCCCGGCCCCAAGGAAGGCAGUGCCGGCCCCAGCAGCCCUGCCUUGGUCCUGCCCGAGACCCUUGCCCCGCCUGGCUAUGGGGCAGAAGGAGCCCCCCGGGGCUGCCCCCAGCCGCUGGUGCCCAUCACCGACUUCUCGCCUGAGUGGUCCUACCCAGAGGGCGGGGUCAAGGUGCUCAUCACAGGCCCCUGGACAGAUGAGGCGGAGCCCUACUCCUGCCUCUUCGACCAGAUCUCGGUCCCCGCGUCCCUCAUCCAGUCGGGGGUGCUGAGGUGCUACUGCCCAGCCCACGAGGCAGGCGUGGUGCCCCUGCAAGUGGCUCAUGAUUCCCGCCUGGUCUCCAUGUCGGUUCUCUUCGAGUACCGGGCCCGGAACUUCAUGGCGCUGCCCAGCACCCAGCUGGACUGGCUCUCCUUGGACGACAACCAGUUCAGGAUGUCCAUCCUGGAGCGCCUGGAGCAGAUGGAGAAGCGGGUGGCCGAGAUGACGGCUGCCGGAGCCACCCAGCCGCGGGGGGAGAAGCCGCCCAGCCAGGCCGCUUCGGACUCCUUUGAGGAGCGCAUCGUGGCUCUGUGUGAGAAGAUGAUGUCCCGGUCCUGCUGGCUCCGCUCAGAGACGCUCGUCCACCACGUCAGCUUCCGGGGAAUGACCCUGCUGCACUUGGCGGCGGCCCAAGGCUACACCCGCCUCAUUGAGACCCUCAUCAAGUGGCGGAACAUCAACGCCGAGAGCCUCGAUCUGGAGCAAGAGGUGGACCCCCUCAACGUGGACCACUUCUCCUGCACCCCCCUGAUGUGGGCCUGUGCCCUCGGCCACCUGGAGGCCGCCCGGCUCCUCUACCACUGGAACAGCCGGGCCCUCUCCAUCCCGGACUCCCUGGGCCGCCUCCCCCUCACGGUGGCUCGCUCCCGGGGCCACGUCAAGCUGGCCACGUGCCUGGAGGAGCUGCAGCGGCAGGAGGGAGGGCCCUCCGAGCAGCCCGGCCCGGAGCCCCUGGCCGACACUCCCGGGGGCUCUGCCAAGGCCGGCCCCCGGCGCCCUGCGGAAGCCCUGCGCAUCCCCUCCCCGCUCUCGGCCAGUCCGGACACAGGGCUCAGCACGGCCAGCGGCGUCUCGUCCCCGUCCGAGCUCUCCGAGGGUUCGGUCUCCGUCACCUCGGCCUACUCCAGCGGGUCGGCGCUGCGGGAGACCCCUGCCUACAGCCCAGAGGCCGAGGGGGCCAUGGAGGUCUGCCGGGUCCCCCUGCCCCCCGGGAGCGUGGCCGGCUGGUACCUGCGGGAGAGCGCCAGCCCCCCAGGCCUGCCUCAGGCCCCCUCCUUCUUGAUGGACUACGAUGAGGUGGGGGCUGCAGGAGGGCAGGCGGGAGGCCCCGAUGACGCGGCCCUGGCGCCGGAGCUGCUGAGCUAUGGGGAGAACACGGAAAACGAGGACUACCUGCCCACGACAGACGUCCUGCAGGUGGACAUGAUCACACUGGCCAAACAGAUCAUCGAGGCGACGCCCGAGCGCAUCAAGCAAGAGGACUUCAGCGCGGCCGAGGCCCCGCUCCGAGAGCGGCCGGGCAACCUGGGCCUGAACGAGACCAUGUCCUGGCUGGCCGGCUACCUGGAGAACGUGGACCAGCUGCCCCCCUUCUCCCAGCGCAGGCCCCUGGCCGCCUCCCCCGCCGGCCACGCCUGCCUCGGCCCCCUGCCCUCCCCGCUGGGGGAGCUCUCCUUCGAGCGGCUGCCCCCGCCCCCCACGGCCGCCAGCUGGGCCGAGUUCCUCAACGCCUCCGCCAACGGGAAGAUGGAGAGCGAGUUCGCCUUGCUGACGCUCUCCGACCACGAGCAGCGGGAGCUCUACGAGGCCGCCAAAAUCAUCCAGACCGCCUUCCGCAAGUACAAGGGUCGCCGGCUGAAGGAACAGCAAGAGGUGGCGGCCGCAGUCAUCCAGAGAUGCUACCGCAAGUAUAAGCAGUACGCCCUCUACAAGAAGAUGACGCAGGCGGCCAUCUUAAUCCAGAGCAAGUUCCGCAGCUACUACGAGCAGAAGAAGUUCCAGCAGAGCCGGCGGGCCGCGGUCCUGAUCCAGCAGUACUACCGCAGCUACAAGGAGUACGAGAAGCUGAAGCCAGGGCACCGCGCCGCAGCGGCCAUGCAGCAGAAGAUAAAGGGAACUUUUCUCACCAAGAAGCAAGAUCAGGCCGCUCGCAAGAUCAUGCGGUUCCUGCGGCGCUGCCGGCACAGGAUGAAGGAGCUGAAGCAGCGGCAGGAGCUGGAAGCCUCCCAGAAGCGGAGCGUGGCCACUUAGCCGGAGCCCGACUGUGCCAGGCCACCACCGAAGAGUCUUAACCCCGGCCGGGGCCCCUCGAAGGAUCGGCACCCGGGGCCCUCCGCCCGCCACCCCCACCCCCCGGACUGUGCAAUAGGGACUGGCCAGGGAGAGGAGUCUGUCUGCCCCCUUCUCUUACUCCCAGGAAGGGGGGGUGCACGCGCAGGGGCUCCCUUGCCUGAACCCCAGCACUGAGAACCCCCUCUGACCGCCUCGCCUUUCGCCCGUGCCAAUGCUUCCCCUCUGCCCUCUUCUCUGCCCAGGGCCUGCAUGGGGUAGGGGUGGGGGCUCCAGGA
This is a messenger RNA of Gekko japonicus, 4377 nucleotides long. It is a transcript of the gene CAMTA2, whose product is annotated as calmodulin binding transcription activator 2. Gene Ontology annotation, biological process: regulation of transcription by RNA polymerase II. The transcript is spliced from 22 exons. Bases 20 to 4060 code for a protein of 1346 amino acids. Gene Ontology annotation, cellular component: nucleus. NCBI's taxonomy places the organism in Eukaryota, Metazoa, Chordata, Lepidosauria, Squamata, Gekkonidae. Gene Ontology annotation, molecular function: protein binding; transcription coregulator activity; double-stranded DNA binding. The record is from RefSeq and is a predicted model, not a curated record.